Messenger RNA from Xyrauchen texanus (razorback sucker), 1792 nucleotides. RefSeq names its product eukaryotic translation initiation factor 3 subunit J-A-like. Gene Ontology annotation, molecular function: translation initiation factor activity. Bases 58 to 804 code for a protein of 248 amino acids. The record is from RefSeq and is a predicted model, not a curated record. The transcript is spliced from 8 exons. NCBI's taxonomy places the organism in Eukaryota, Metazoa, Chordata, Actinopteri, Cypriniformes, Catostomidae. Gene Ontology annotation, cellular component: cytoplasm; eukaryotic translation initiation factor 3 complex.
CUGCAAGUGUGUCAGUUCACGCUCCGCGGCACGCUCUCGUUCCCUUCAGCGACUGACAUGAUGGCGGAGGCCGAUUCUUGGGAUGCGGACAGUUUCGAGACGGAGGAGCCCAUUAAAAAGGCGGCAGUUCAUGACAAAUGGGAGGGCGAGGAUGAAGACGACGAUGUGAAAGAUAAUUGGGAUGAUGAUGAAGAGGAAGAAAAAGUGGAGGAAAAUACUGAAGCAAAAACUACAGAAAAGAAAAAGCUUAGUGAUAAGAUAAAAGAGAAGGAAAAUGUACAAAGGAAAAAACAAGAGGAACUCAGAAAGCAACAGGCAGAGGAAUCUAACAACAGCACAGAACGCACGCCAGAAGAGGAGUUGGCAGAAAGACUAAGAGUGAAAAAGUUACAAGAGGACUCUGACUUAGAACUUGCAAAAGAGACGUUUGGUGUAGUAUCAAAUAAUAUAACCGGAAUUGAUGCAAUGAGUCCCUCCUCAAAAGAAGACUUCACAGAGUUUGAGCGGUUGCUAAGAGAAAAAAUGAAUCCUUAUGAGAAGUCUAUACACUAUUCCAGCUUUUUAGAGUCGCUGUUUAGGGACCUCUGUCUUUCAUUGGAAGUUGAAGACUUGAAGAAGAUUAACAACUCGCUCACAGUGUUACUAGGUGAAAAGCAGAGGCAAGAAAAGCAACAAAACAAAGGGAAAAAGAAAAAGAAGGGAGUUGUACCAGGAGGUGGUUUAAAAGCCAAACUGAAAGAUGAUCUCGCAGACUAUGGAGAGUUUGAUGGAGGUUAUGCUCAAGACUACGAGGAUUUUAUGUGACCAAGGCCUAACCCGACCUAUAACUUUUGCUGAUUUCUGAACCAUACACCUUGACAGCAUGACCUUACCCCACAGACAGGCCCACUACCAGAAUCAUGCUAGAAAAAUCUGAACGUCAUCCCAUGCAAUCCACACUAUCCUUUGAAAAGGUUUAUACAGAGAAUACGUUAAGUGCAGUAUUUUUCUGUGGUCUGAUGUGACUUUAGCUCAGUGUUUAUCGGGAUAAAAAUAACAAUGAAGAAAUGUCCUCCUUUAAAAGUGAACAUUGGUACAUGUGAACCGGCAGUAUGGAUUAAUCAUUUGACAGUCAAGACUUUAUGAACAAAGAGUGUUAUUGUUCGGUGACUGCUAUUUCUUGGAAAUAAAUGAAGUUGUAUGCAAAUUUCAGAAUAUGUCCAAAUUGAUCUCUGCAUUGGAUGAGCUCUGGGAAUGAUGGCCAGAAUUCCUUGGAAGAUAUCCUUGUUUGAGUGGGAUGUUCCCACUCAAAUGUGAAGUGAUAAUAAUUAAGCAGUCACAUGGAGUAAAAAUCAUGUCUACUAUCAGACAUUUGUUUUUAGAUAACAGUGAGCUCAUUUUUAUAGACGUGUAAAUGUAGUGUAGCAUACUUAAGCAUUAAGACAUUACAGAAUAUAAUGCCUUUACAUUUGAAGCUCAUGAUAAUUUCCAUUUAAAGUAUAAGACCAAAAGUAUGAAACUGCACUGUGCAGCUCACUAAAUCAUUUUAAAGGUACAGUGCGGCAUUAUUAGGAUUACCUCAGCAUUUUGCAGAGCAAAGAAUAUGAAUAUUUAUGAAUAUAACUUUCAGUGCAACACAAUGCAGUUACUCAUUUGACCUCAAUCAUGCCAGCAAUGAUCAUGAUCUCAGACAGGGUUUGAGAUUGUCUUCUGAUAGAUAGGGGACUGAGUGUUGAAGUAGGUUCACGCAAAGCUGAUAGGAUUCUGCAUAGUUUUAUAAAUAUCUAAUUUAAUAAAAAUUGCUUAAAAUCCA